UAUUACUUAGCGAACUCAAAUUAGCCCGUAUAAAAUUAGGUUCAGUAGCAGGAGAGCACCCUCGAGUCCUCGACAGUUUCUCUCGCUUGGUUCAUGCCAUUACUAUAAUUAUUAUAAUUAUAAUUAUAAUUAUAAUAUCAACACAGCACGGUUAUUCGCUUCGUCUCUCUGUAGCUCGGAUUUACAUCGCUCAUCAAGAUCUUUUGUUCGUUUUUUCAUCGUGACCUGCAUUUCCUUCCUCUGUAACAAUGCCUCUGAGUUUGGAAAUUAAGAGAAAACUUGCUCAAAGAUCUGAAAGAGUAAAGUCUGUAGAUCUACAUCCGACAGAGCCAUGGAUAUUAGCAAGUUUGUAUUCUGGGGCGGUUACCAUCUGGAACUACCAAACUCAGACAAUGACAAAAUCUUUUGAAGUCACUGAUCUACCAGUUAGGUCUGCAAAGUUUGUAGCACGUAAGCAAUGGGUGGUAGCCGGUGCUGAUGAUAUGUUUAUCCGAGUAUACAAUUAUAAUACCAUGGACAAGAUUAAAGUAUUUGAGGCACACACGGACUAUAUUAGGUGUGUAGCUGUUCAUCCCACUCUGCCAUAUGUGUUGUCAUCUUCUGAUGACAUGCUCAUAAAGCUAUGGGACUGGGAGAAGGGCUGGACAUGCACUCAAAUUUUUGAGGGUCAUUCCCAUUAUGUAAUGCAAGUGACAUUUAAUCCUAAGGACACAAAUACUUUUGCUAGUGCAUCUCUUGACCGGACAAUAAAGAUUUGGAAUCUUGGUUCCCCUGAUCCAAACUUUACACUCGAUGCCCAUACGAAAGGUGUUAACUGUGUAGAUUAUUUCACUGGUGGUGAUAAGCCUUACUUAAUAACUGGUUCUGAUGAUCAUACUGCUAAGGUGUGGGACUACCAGACUAAAAGCUGUGUACAAACCCUAGAAGGCCAUACACAUAAUGUAUCUGCUGUUUGUUUUCAUCCUGAACUACCUAUCAUAAUCACAGGUUCUGAAGAUGGUACUGUUCGUAUAUGGCAUGCAACAACUUAUAGACUCGAAAAUACAUUGAAUUAUGGUCUUGAAAGAGUCUGGGCAGUUGGUUCUAUCAAAGGUUCAAGAAGGGUUGUGAUUGGUUACGAUGAAGGAACUAUCAUGGUUAAAAUGGGCCGUGAAGAACCCGUUGCUAGUAUGGACAACAGUGGAAAAAUUAUAUGGGCAAAACAUAAUGAGAUUCAAACUGUCAACAUCAAGAGUGUGGGAUCCGAUUACGAGGUCACUGAUGGAGAAAGACUGCCUUUGGCUGUCAAGGAAUUGGGAACCUGUGACCUCUACCCUCAAAGCUUAAAACAUAAUCCGAAUGGACGAUUUGUUGUUGUUUGUGGAGACGGGGAGCACAUCAUAUAUACAGCUUUAGCCUGGAGAAAUCGGUCUUUUGGCCCCGCACUUGAAUUUGUUUGGUCAUCUGAUGGAGAAUAUGCUGUGAGGGAAAGUACAUCAAGGGUAAAGAUAUUCAGUAAAAAUUUUCAGGAGAAGAAGAGCUUCCGGCCUACUUUUGCUGUUGAGCAUAUAUAUGGGGGUACUUUAUUGGCAAUGUGCUCAAGUGAUUUCAUUUGCUUCUAUGAUUGGGCUGACUGCAGGCUGAUACGACACAUUGAUGUUAAUGUUAAAAAUCUGUACUGGGCGGACAGUGGUGAUUUAGUUGCAAUUGCAUGUGACUCUUCAUUUUACAUUCUUAAAUAUAAUCGUGAUGUUGUUUCUGCACAUCUUGAUGGAGGAAGAUCUGUUGAUGAACAAGGGAUAGAAGAAGCUUUUGAACUCCUUUAUGAGAUCAGCGAACGUGUCAGAACUGGAAUGUGGGUUGGGGAUUGCUUCAUUUACACUAAUUCAUCCUGGAAACUAAAUUAUUGUGUUGGCGGUGAGGUCACAACAAUGUUUCAUUUGGACCAUCCCAUGUACCUGCUGGGUUAUCUGGCAAAUCAAAGUAGGAUUUAUUUCAUUGACCGAGAGUUCAAUGUUAUAGGAUACACAUUGCUCCUCGGUUUGAUUGAGUACAAGACGUUGGUGAUUCGUGGUGAUCUAGAGCGAGCGAAUGAGAUCUUACCCUCAAUUCCUAAGGAGCAUCACAAUAGUGUGGCCCGUUUCCUGGAAUCUCGAGGAAUGGUAGAGGACGCAUUAGAAGUUGCAGUUGAUCUUGACUACAGAUUUGAACUAGCCAUACAACUAAGGAAGUUUGAAGUUGCCAAGGAAAUUGCUGAAACAGUACAGAGUGAGUCGAAAUGGAAGCAGUUGGGUGAACUUGCUAUAUCUUCCGGAAUGUUUGAGUUGGCAGAGCAAUGUUUGAAACAUGCAAAUGACUUGAGUGGUUUGCUAUUACUCUACUCUUCUCUAGGAGAUGCUGAUGGAAUAACUGAACUUUCUUCUCUUUCCAAGGAGAAUGGGAAAAAUAAUGUGUCAUUCCUUUGUUUGUUCUUAUUGGGUAAAGUGGAAGAGUGCAUUCAGCUAUUGGUAGACAGCAAUCGGCUACCUGAGGCUGCAUUUAUGGCCCGAUCUUAUUUACCUAGUAAAGUAUCAGAAAUAGUUGAAAUUUGGAGAAAGGACCUUGGCAAGAUUAACCAAAAAGCUGCAGAGGCUUUGGCUGAUCCCGAAGAAUACCCUAACCUCUUUGAAGAUUGGCAGGUUGCACUUGCAGUAGAAUCUAGUAUUGGUGAGGCAAGAGGUAGCCUUCCACCAGCAUCUGAUUAUAUUAAUCAAGCCCAUAGAACAACAAACCUUGUUGAGGCUUUCAAGAACAUGAAGAUGGAUGAAGAUGAACCUCUUCAAAAUGGAGACUUGGAGCAUGAGGAAGCUGACCAGAAUGAGGAUAAGGUACAGUUUCCAGAGCAAGGUGAUGAUCCUCAAGAAGAGUCUGCUCUAGUAGAUGCUUACUCACCGGAUGGUCCUCUACUUGUUGAUGGAAAUGAGGCUGACGAACAGUCAACAUAAAAGUAAUUGGAAGUUCUUUUAGGCUGUGGGCGCAAAAGUUGUGUUAAAGUGCAAUCUUGAAACCAAACACACCUCUUGAUCUCUGUUUGUGUUGUGAUUUUGUAAAACCUAAGAGUACACACACCUACUGAGCUUGAGUUACUAGUUUAGCAGUUCACUUUUUAUUUAAAGUAUGGUAUAUCCUAGCUUGAGUUACCCGUAAACAUAAUGUCCCUGUUUUGCGUAUAAUUUGUGUUCCAACGAUUUAUUAUUUGUAAUACGGGUCUCUUAACUCCUCGUGAUGCAAUAUGUAGUUAUUUUUAAAAAAUAAAUUUUGAGCGUUAGGUUCAA
Molecule: messenger RNA, 3293 nt
Organism: Cuscuta europaea
Lineage: Eukaryota; Viridiplantae; Streptophyta; Magnoliopsida; Solanales; Convolvulaceae
Source: the annotation of a GenBank genome assembly